ACAAUUGGCACACAACAUAAUAAGAGAUAUAAAUGAUUCAAGAUCCGUAGGUACAUGGAAAUAGGGAUGGCACUGAUUGUGAGAACUUCAUACUUGAUAGUCGUCCCUCGUCAAUCAAAUUCUAAUUUCUAUGCCUGAAAUACUCAGACACGCGUUUCCCGCGUUCCAAAAUCUUGUCGCAGUAAGUAAAAUAUACAACCUUAGAGUUAUACACUCAGUAGAUAGAGACAGGACACAAAUUUUAUUACUAUGGAGAAAACCCUUGCCUAUAAGCAAACUCGCCCCUCCUCAUAGUCAUAAAUCUUGAAAAAAGUUAUUAAUGUCUCCAAUGGACCCUUUUACGAUCACCCAAUGGCAAUUAGGUUGUCAAUUCUUUUCAUGAAUAGUUGAUAUAUUAUCUUUAAUAAGCUAGAAUCAGUGGGUAUCUGGUGCUCAAAAUGAAUGGCUACAGCUUGUUGGAGCAUACUCUUCGGAAUAUACUUUGCUCUAUCAAUCCGUUGGAUGAGGAUUGGUCUAUGAGAUUUCAACUCAUUGAUGAACUUCGAGCCAUGGUUGAAAACAUAGAAAGCCUGAGAGGGGCAACUGUAGAGCCAUUUGGAUCUUUUGUGUCAAAUCUUUUUACAAGAUGGGGAGAUCUUGAUAUUUCGAUUGAGUUGCCCAAUGGAUCAUAUAUCUCAUCUGCUGGAAAGAAGUACAAACUAAGUCUACUAGAGGAUGUGCGAAAAGCUCUGAAAGCUAAAGGUGGAUGCCGAAAGCUGCAAUUUAUUACCAAUGCAAGAGUCCCAAUCUUGAAGUUUCAGGGCAAUUACAAUAUUUCUUGUGAUAUAUCAAUCAAUAAUUUGAGUGGCCAAAUGAAGUCCAAAAUAUUAUACUGGAUCAACAUGAUUGAUGGACGAUUUCGUGAUAUGGUUUUACUGGUGAAAGAAUGGGCUAAGGCACAUAAUAUCAAUGAUUCGAAGGCUGGAACUUUGAACUCAUACUCUCUCAGCUUGUUAGUUGUGUUCCACUUUCAGACAUGUGUGCCUGCAAUUUUACCACCUCUUAAAGAAAUAUAUCCAGGAAAUAUGGUUGAUGAUCUUACAGGUGUUAGGGCUAGUGCAGAGAAGUUCAUUGAAGAAACAUGUGCUACAAAUAUAAAUCAACUUAUGUCAAAAAAGUCACGAGCGAUUAACAAGAGUUCUCUGUCUGAGCUUUUCAUCUCAUUUAUUGCAAAGUUCUGCAACAUCAGCUCAAAAGCCUCUGCUCAAGGAAUUAGCCCAUUCACUGGCCAGUGGGAAGACAUUGAGGGCAACAUGAGAUGGCUGCCUAAAACAUACACAAUAUUUGUUGAGGAUCCCUUUGAGCAGCCAGCUAAUGCAGCAAGGGGUGUAAGCAGUAAACAACUAACAAGAAUAGAAGAAGCAUUCAGGAGGACUCACUUUAUGCUUAUUUCAUCGAAUCAAAAUCAGAAUGAAGUUAUUUCUACUCUUGUUAAGCCACAUGUAUCGAAGUUUGUGGCAAGAACUCCUACUGGAAUCCAAAAUAACUACAGUAGAAAUGGCCUUAGGCCGCAAGUGCAGGCGCAGAGAGCUAUAAAGCCACCAUUACAAGUACAACAUCAGCUUCAGGCACAGAGAGCUAUACCGCCACCAAUGCGAGCACAACAUCAGCUUUAUGCACAGAGAGCUGUACUGCCACCAAUCCAAGCACAAAUUCAGCUUCAGGCACAGAGAACUUUGCAGCCACCUAUCCAAGCACCACAUCAGCUUCAGGCACAGAGACCCAUAUAUCCACCAUUUCAAGCACAUCGGCUUCAGGACAAAAGGUUGGACAGGAAUCAGAAUUCGUCGGCGCAGAGACCCACUCAGGCUAAUCGUGUUCAAACACAGCCAAUAUGGAGGCCAAAAUCUGACAGAUAGGGGCAUGAAUUUGACUUGUGCUGCUGAAACUAAGCAUCCUUUCAAGUGCUUACUAUUUUUUGUUUUGUUAGGGUAAAAUGAUGGCUUGGUCCAGAGAGAUCAACGAGUCUUUUUGCCAGUUUUAGAGAAAAAGACAAUUGUCCCUUCUGAGGGGACAUCCGAUAAUUGGAACGAUACAGAAAAAAAACACUUGAUAAUACAAAUUGCUGUGCGCUAUAAUUCCAGCACUAGUGAUGGAGGAUUCUGACGCACAAUACUUGAGAUAUAUUCUCUUAGAGGUGUUCCAACGCCCUUCCCACCUUU
Messenger RNA from Nicotiana attenuata, 2201 nucleotides. RefSeq names its product protein HESO1. Gene Ontology annotation, molecular function: RNA uridylyltransferase activity. NCBI's taxonomy places the organism in Eukaryota, Viridiplantae, Streptophyta, Magnoliopsida, Solanales, Solanaceae. The coding region runs from base 438 to 1898 and encodes 486 amino acids. The record is from RefSeq and is a predicted model, not a curated record. The transcript is spliced from 9 exons.